This is a messenger RNA of Sitodiplosis mosellana (orange wheat blossom midge), 4656 nucleotides long. It is a transcript of the gene Fbw5, whose product is annotated as F-box/WD repeat-containing protein 5. The transcript has 8 exons. NCBI's taxonomy places the organism in Eukaryota, Metazoa, Arthropoda, Insecta, Diptera, Cecidomyiidae. The record is from RefSeq and is a predicted model, not a curated record. Gene Ontology annotation, cellular component: SCF ubiquitin ligase complex; Cul4-RING E3 ubiquitin ligase complex. The coding region runs from base 2146 to 4083 and encodes 645 amino acids. Gene Ontology annotation, molecular function: protein binding. Gene Ontology annotation, biological process: protein ubiquitination.
AGCGGCGGUCACUUUACUAACAGAGACGUUGACCCUUUGAGCAGGCCGAUUUUUUUUUUGCUGUGGUUCACACACACAUUUGUUGUGCGCAUAGUAUGCAAUUUUCUUUAAUGUCUUUAUUUCGCUUUUUAAUUAUUUCAUCAGUUGCAGUGAAAAUUUCGAGAAUUUAUGCAACCGACUUUUCCAGCUUAAAUUACAAUAGCGUACUAAUGUAGAAAGAAUUUUUGAUUUGUGUGGAAAAUGUAAUUUUUUUUCCAGUUGAAGAAAAUUGUUCAAUUUAUUCCAAAUUUAAAAAAAAAAUGAUUAUGUAUUUAGUGCGCAUUCAUUGCGCUUUGUAGUGAUUAAGAUGUGUAUAAAUUAUGAUGUGUUUUUGAACAAUUUGCAUCGACUUCAUCGAUUUUUUUGCGAAAAUUCAGUCAACAUAAUUCUUCAUUCAAAAGUUCUUUUGUCUAUGUUUUCUCUAAAUAAAACCCAACUAAUAAAAUUAUGAAUAAUUUAUUAAAUAAGAUAACACAUCAAAUGAAUUACUGAACGAUGAACAAAAAGUUGGAAACGAAAAUUUGUAUUUGAUAACAAAAUAGCGAUUGACCCAAUUGAGUGCAGGCUCGAAUAACAAAAAAAAAACUAUGUUAUCUUAAUAUGGUAAAAAAAAAGAGUCAAACAAAUUUCAUUAGAAACGGUUUGGUGUUCGAGUGCAUUUGUGUUGACUGUAAACUUCAUCGUUUCGUGCAUAAACUUGACGUUCUUCAGGUGAACAACAUUUCACACUCAGCUGAUCAACAUUGAACAUCUAUUGCUCUCUUUCGUUCGGUCGACUGCGAUGAAACACAUAUGUAACGUCGCGCGUUUGAAUCGCGCGUAUGUGUCAUUAUCCACAUAGUACAUGAUGUGAGUGGCAAAUGUACGUAUCAUACGCUGAACUGUUCAUAGGGUUGUCUCGCUUGCUCGAGUGUGCUGCUAUGGCGGUGCGACAAAGGCAGCAUCGCUCGAAAUAAUAAACAAAAAAAAAACAGUCAUGCUUGUCAGUGUGACGUUUCUCGAAUGUAAAUAUAAAUAUCACGUAGUCGAUGUGACGGCAAAAGAGAGGCGAAUCAUAGGCAGAUCGCUAUAGCAAGAUUAAUGUUUAAGCGAGAUGAAGAGAAAUGAUUGAGUUGCGCGUCCGAAUAAAAACCAUGCUGUUGCUGCUGCUGUUGUUGUAUUCUUUUAUGCGUGUUUGUGGGCAAAAUGUACAACUGUAUGUGGAUACACAGUGAAAUAGAUAAAUUGAGGAAAAAGUAAUCGUCUACAGCUCAUAAGCAAUCAUUCAUAGUCCAAAAAGAAAAACGAUCACACACAACACAAACAUAAUUCAUUUCUCGUAUAAAUAUAAAAUGAAAUUCUAUCUUUGAUUUUGUUGUGAUUCAAACCAAAGAACGAACAGACAAAAGACAAACAACAACAAAAGCAGAAAAACAAUUUUUUGUGAUGCAAUCGUUUGAUAAAAAGAAUCAAAUAGAAAAUUCCAAAUUAAAGUGCACUAAACUUGUUUGAAAAUAUACAAUUCAUUCGCAUCGUUCGUCAUUCGUCGUGUGUCGUAUGAACAAAAAAUUGAUUGAAACUUGAAACCAUUUUACGCAGUGAAUGUGCCGUGCUUCGUGUGUGACUCUUUUAAAUUGUUUUUAUUAAUUUUUUUAUGGGGUCAAUGUGAUUAACAAAAUAAUAAAUCAAAUCAAUCGCUUGUGAAGAAGAAAAGAGUGCGCAAAAAGUGAAUUUUGAUUGUGAUACAUUGAUGGUGACAAAACGUAAAAACAACACGACAAUAACAGCCAGCAGUAGUAGUCGUCGUCACAAACAGACGGUGGGAAGAGAAAUGACAAAAGAAUCAACAAAUAACAGCGGCUAUUUUGCACACAAACAUCCCAAAAUAUAACAUAUUUAUUUUCGCUAUUUUUGCUUCAUUCGGCAAAGUCGCAUUUUGAGUCGGGGCAUUGCAAUAAAAAGAAGGAGCUUUUCCAUCUGAGCUCUCAUCGACCGUAGUGAAUAUGUGCAAUUUUAGAAUUGAUUCAGUGAAAUAAAAGAGAGAAAAAGAGGGAAAGCGAGAGAGCUAAGCAAAGAAAAAGCGAGAUAAAAGUUGUAGCGUUUUGAAAGUGACGAUUCGUGGAAAUAAUGUCGGUCAAUGCAGUAAACCUAACGGAAUCUAACGAUGUGAACUAUGUGUGGAAUAAUACCGAAUGGGAUUUUAUCCCAGAUCCAAUCUUAUUGAAAAUUCUUACUCAAUUACCUGUUCGUGAUAUACUAAAUGUAAGUGAGUGCUGUCGUCGAUGGAAUGACAUUAGCAAAGAUGAUUAUCUGUGGAAGAAGGUGUUUCAGCGUGAUUUCAAAGUGGACAAAGCGAUUGCAUUGAAACCAGGCGCUGAAUCCUGGUACAAUGAAUACAAACGACUGACUUACAAUAUACCGAUGGUGCUAACGGAUGAAUUACAAUAUGCACACUCCCAUCAAGUAUUGCACGUGAGCUUCUCACACAACGGCCGAAUGUUUGCCACCUGCUCGAAAGAUGGAUUUGUUCAUAUAUGGAAUUCAUCGUAUCCUGCAACAAUCAAAUACUCGCACGACAUGCGAAAGUUUAGCUGGAAAUACACUCAAUAUUCUCAAUUCAAUCAAAGUGAUACACUGUUGCUGGUUUCUGGCGUACAUUUUGGAUCGCCACAUUCGACGUCCGGUGAAAUUGCUGUAUUCAGUGUGACUGGUGAUUCUCACCUUCGAUGCAGAGUUGUAAAUCGGCCCUAUGACAUUUUCGGUACAUGGUUUAGUGAUCAACAUUUGAUAUCGGGUGAUUUGCACUGGCUGGCCCAUUUGGUCAGCACAUCCGUGUUGUGGUUGAAUAAGGCGAAUCAAGAAGUCGAUUCAGAGCACGUUCCCAUCAUGAAUCAACUGUAUAAAUUUUAUAAUCGAAAUGCCAGUUCUAUUCGUGGCAUUACGAUUGCGAAUUGCCCUUGGCUGGAAGAUGACAACGAUCCAAUGCCAGAUGACACACAAAUAGCAACGAAUGUCACAAAUACUGAACCAACUCCGUCGACAUCGGACGAUGUGAAACGGGCUGGAAAUCCAUUGUCACAACCAAAAAUGAUACAGGUUCCUCCAUUGCAUUCAGGGACUGCUGCUUCUUCGUCAGCAGCCGAUAGUAUUAGUUUGCAACACAAUCGAAGCACAGACAAUUCACGCUCAAUCCAUUAUCUGGCCGAGUUUAGAGAGGAGUUUGAAGACAAUUACUGUGAAGUUGAUAACUCAUUCGAUGACAGCGAUUUUGAUGAUGAUAGCCAAGCGAUGGACGAAGAUAUGGAAGAUGACUUUGAGGACGAUGAUUUGGACAAUCUUUCGCCGAAAUAUUUGAUCUUCUCUACUGGAUCGAAAACAUACACGCCGCAUCAAAUCGGCUUUAAGCGUAUACGCAACGUUAACUUUCCGAAGAAGCUCGAUCCAGGACCAACGCUCAAAGAACGAAUUGCCGCCAAGGAACGAGAAAAAGCGCUUCAGGUCAACGAGCCGCGUGUUGAUCCUGAUUGGUUAGACUAUGAUUCGGUUGCAAAUCGAUUUGAUAAAGUUGACAAGUUGAUCGAUUUGCAUGGUCAUAUCAUUGGCAUGGGAUUGAGUCCAGAUCAUCGAUAUCUGUACGUGAAUAGCAGGCCAUGGCCAAAAGACUACAUUAUUUCAAAUCCAUUGGAACCACCGCCAAUUGCACAAGAGAUCGAUAUUCAUGUCAUUGAUUUGGCCUCGUUGAAAAAAGUUGGCAACAUGUUACGUUCACACAAAGCCUACACUCCGAAUACGGAAUGCUUCUUCAUCUUCUUAGAUGUUUGUGAUAACUAUGUGGCCAGUGGAGCUGAAGAUAUGCAUGCAUACGUUUGGGAUCGAUAUUAUGGCAUUUGUCUCGCCAAGUAUCAGCAUACAGAUGUAGUAAAUAGUGUGGCCUUUAAUUCACGGGAUUCAGAAAUGUUAGUUACAACCAGUGAUGAUUACACCAUUAAGAUUUGGCGUUCGAUUGACCGGUGCCGUGAGUUGAAUGCAACCGAGAUAAAGCGAGCCGCUGAAUUUCGCAAAUAGAAACGAUAUAUCAAAAACAGACAAAAAAAAUAACAACAGAAAGUUAACUGGAUAUGGAAUUAGACUAAGAAAUGGCUUUAAAAAAGAAAGAUAUUUGUGUUUGACAGUCAAAAUUGUUGUAUUUAGACGAAACAAAGUGAUUAGAAAAAAAAAUUUCUUUAAAAUUUGAUAAACCGAUUAAGUUCCAAAUAUUCGUAUAGUAAGAACGAUGGUUUUUAACCAAUUGUCUAGAGACAUUAUGCUAUUAUUACCAAAAUGAAGUAUGAAGUGUGACGACAGUGAUGAUGUUAGAGUUACGUACGAUAAGAAACAGAAUAUUUUAGAUAGAGACAAAAAAAAAUAAAAAAAGAAGAACUGCGAUUGAAUGGCGUCAACAGAUAAAGAAAUAUAUGAAUUUUCAGCACCUCUUGGAUGUAUGCGCUCAUCGAUGCUGCUUCAAUUUUGUCUAUGCAUCACCAGAAUAAUCCAAAUACCAAUCCACAGAGUUUAUCAAAGACCUUUGAGAUUAAAUCUAUUUACCAUUUUUUUAUAUAAUUUAUUUUAAUAAAACUCAAAAUCUUUAAAUAAAAUGAA